AUGACCUUGAAAUGGACGCAGGGUAUCAAAGGGUUUCAGUUUGGAUUUAUAAAUGAUCAUGUACUAUGCGUCCGCAGUGGACCUACGGUCAGGUUUCAAGACCUUCAAAGUCAAGUAUGCAAUGUUUUUCGUCUCCGCACUAAUAAUCCCACAUCCUUGGUGGUCCACCCUUUGGAACCAUACUUCGCAGUCUUCGAGGUUUGUCAGUUAAACCCAAAGGUUUUCGUUUACCGAUAUCCGAAUUUCGAGGAAACUAUACUAACAGGAUCGGGCGAGCUGGAGCUUCAACAACUUGUGUUUUCCAGUUCCUCAUAUCUAGCAACAAUCUCUGGGGUCCCCGACUUUCUGUUGAGCUUGUGUUUCUGUCCACUCAAUUGGCGUCUGAUUGUGGCCACAGACUUACGCUAUAUCCAUGUUUGGUAUGUGGAAACGUGCAAUCAGAUCACGAUGCUACGUUCCAGAUCAACGCUGUUACCGGCCCGCUCGGUGCAAGUGGGAUUGUACCAUGACCCAAGUUUGAAGGCCGACCCAAAGCAAAUUGAACCAUGUAAAGACAAGAACAACUUGUACCCACAACUACCGGAGAGUGCAAUUUCAGGUGUGACGGAAGAAAAAGAACCAGAGUAUAAUGAUUAUAUGGAUGAUACGGAUCGCGUUAUCUGCGUUUCCCAAACUUGGUCGAACAAUGAACUGGUUUUCAUUGGUUGCAAAUACGGCGAAUUGCUACUGGUAGAUCCGAGCUCGCUUUCCAUAAAUGUGCUUUUAAACCCAUUGUCGCGCCGCGGCUUGGCUCAUGAGUCAACAACCGACGAUCCAACAUCAAUGACAAAGACCUCGGAGAUCAGCAUAUCAGUCUGCAACCAAAGUGAACCUCAGACCCAAGACGCCAGUUGUGGUCUCUCUUUGCCACUCAAGUGCCUAAGCUUUCUGAUAUUUGCCAAACAGGGUCUCUACAGCGCUGGAGAAGAUGGCACACUGCGCGUUAUUGGACUGAAUGCAGAAAAAUCUCGUACUCCUGUAACAACGAAGCUACCAGGGUUAACAUUAGAAACCCAAGAUUCCAAAGCUAUCCCUCAGCACAUGUGCAUUCGGAUUGUGUCCUGUACAAAAGCAUUUGUCUUUCGGAACCCAUUCAACUCUGACGGCCAAAAUGAAACUUUGAAAAUCACAGGGAUGGCAGUCUCACCAUCUUACAGUUUGCUGGCUUUGACUGCACGUUCCGGACAAAUGGCUAUUCUCAGAUUACCUGAGCAUAAAGAAGAUUACGGAAAGCACUUGGACCCUCAGCUAUGUCUGGCAACAAGCGGCGAAGCUUUCACUGGGUUUGGUGUUCUCGGACCAGACAACAAAAGCAUCUGUGCGGUAAGCCAUUUAUUUGUUAAGGAUGAAAUUCGGUUGUUUUUUCUCAAGUGUAUGUGCCAAUUUCCAUUUACUUACCAUCCUGUUGAUCAUAACGUGUUAACCAACGCUCCAUCUCAAUGGAACAACGGUUAAAAUACUCAUGUCUAACACGUCCCAUGGGGUAGCCCAGCUGAAAGUAACAAAAGCAGGCAAAAACAUGUCAGGACAUUUGAGUGCGUGCGAGCGAAACCACAAGGGCGUUUCCACAGCGG
Dicrocoelium dendriticum is the source of this 1613-nucleotide messenger RNA. Lineage: Eukaryota; Metazoa; Platyhelminthes; Trematoda; Plagiorchiida; Dicrocoeliidae. The record is from the annotation of a GenBank genome assembly.